AUGUCGGAUGAUGAUUCUUUCUUUGAGUACAUAAAAAAUUGUUAUGAAGAUGUUUGGCAUGUGAGAAAGGAAUACUGCGAGUGGGAGAACGGACACAAUGAGAGGACCCUUCGGAAGUUUGUUUGCAGCUAUGAAGGUUUCCGCGCAGAGAAGGAGGUGAGGAGGGAGAUCAAGAAGCGGAGGCCGCGGAAUAUCACUCGUUGUGGAUGCCGUGCUCAACUUGUGAUUGCACAAGAUCCGAACACAGAGCAGUGGUAUGUGAAGGAUUUCAUCGACGAGCACAACCAUCCGAUGACGGAACCAGACCUUGCUUGCUUUCUGCGUUCACAUAGAAGAAUCAGCGAUGAUCAGAAAGCAGAGAUUGUGCAGCUGCAGAUUUCUAGGAUCCGCAAACACCAGAUAAUGGAUAUUAUGGUUAGGCGGUAUGGUGGGUAUGAUAAGAAGCAUCCGGUUUCUGUGAUCGCCGAUGGAGACCGUGCUAUGCAUAAAGCAAUCAGUAUUAUGUGGCCAAAUUCAUCGCAUAGGCUAUGCGUAUGGCAUAUUGAGGUGUGCAUUGCGCGUAAUCUUCACACCCAGGAUCUGAAGGAUGAGGUUAGGGGUUUUCUUUAUUAUCGUUGCUCCAUAGAAAAGAUUGAGAGGAAAUGGAUAGCAUUCUUGGCAAAGGAGAAAGGUAUAGAUAAGGACUCGUGGCUGUACCAGAUGUAUGAGAUGAGGGAAAUCUGGUGUGCGGCGUAUCAUGCUGGUAAGUGCUACUUAGGACUGAGGAGCAACCAACGUAGUGAGAGCCUACACUCUAGGAUUCAGUUUAAUCUAGAUCGGAAAAUGACAUUGUUAGAGCUGAUACAGCACAUUGACCACUGUCUUUCAAAGUUGCGCAGUAAUGAAGCGUAUCUAGACUUUGAAGCAAGUUCUAAGCCAUGCUUACAACCAGAUGCUUCAACUAUUGAGAAAGAGGCUGCGAAUUUGUUCACACCAAGUGUUUAUUUAGCUGAUGUGCAGUACAGCGUAAAAGCAGCCGACAAGUGUUAUUGGAUUGAGACUGUAGAUGGCUAUGAUAUUGUUGAGUAUAUUGUUGGAAGGGUUGAUAAAGGAGACAAACAAUACUAUGUGAAAUGUGAGAUCUGUACUGUUGAAGCAUAA
Messenger RNA from Miscanthus lutarioriparius, 1140 nucleotides. NCBI's taxonomy places the organism in Eukaryota, Viridiplantae, Streptophyta, Magnoliopsida, Poales, Poaceae. The record is from the annotation of a GenBank genome assembly.